This is a messenger RNA of Racocetra persica, 156 nucleotides long. Lineage: Eukaryota; Fungi; Glomeromycota; Glomeromycetes; Diversisporales; Gigasporaceae. The record is from the annotation of a GenBank genome assembly.
GUCCAAUUUUCAGCUUCAGCUUCAGCUGUCACAAGUGAUAUAAAAAAUUUGAUCGAUAUAUACCAGCAAGCAAGUGAAUGGUUACAUGCUUUAAGGGCUGUUGUCUCUAUUCUUGCGUGGAUUACAGAAACAAAAAAACUCGCGAUAAACAAGAAG